Messenger RNA from Phlebotomus papatasi, 908 nucleotides. Its product is annotated as chymotrypsin-2-like. Gene Ontology annotation, biological process: proteolysis. NCBI's taxonomy places the organism in Eukaryota, Metazoa, Arthropoda, Insecta, Diptera, Psychodidae. The transcript has 2 exons. The record is from RefSeq and is a predicted model, not a curated record. Gene Ontology annotation, molecular function: serine-type endopeptidase activity. Bases 16 to 792 code for a protein of 258 amino acids.
UUUUCAUUCAGAAAAAUGAAGAAGGCAGUUUGUUUGGUAGUUCUUUUGAGCAUUUUUGCAGCUGGAGCAUUUGCAUCACCAUUCUUCAGUGGAAGGAUUCUUGGAGGAUCUGAUGCUGUUGCUGGACAAUUCCCAUUUGCUGUGUCCCUGCGGACUCUCCUGAACACUCACUUCUGCGGCGGAUGCAUCCUCAAUGAGCGCUGGGUCCUUACAUCUGGUCACUGCAUGAUGGGCCGUGACCAGGAUGCCAUCAAUAUCGUGGCUGGAAGUCACCUGCGGAAUUCCGGUGGGCUGGUUUUUCGCAGUUCGCGAAUUUUCACACAUCCCAACUUCAAUUUCAACCUAAUGACCAAUGAUGUGUCUCUGAUUCUGGUGACUACUCCAUUUUUCUGGACCAACAACAUUCAGCCCAUUUCUCUGGGAGAUUCUGAGAUUUCAGGUGGAGUUACAGCUACACUCCUUGGCUGGGGAUGGACAACAAAUCCUGGAAGUUUAGCAGAUGCCCUUCAGUGGCUUCCGAGUGUGACUCUGACCCAGGAUGAAUGUCGUUCGAGGCAUGCUCUAGCCCAGAGAGCUUUUAUUCACGAUAACACCUUAUGCACGUCCAAUCCGUUUGGCCAGGGAAUGUGCAUGGGAGAUACUGGAGGUCCUGUAAUCAUCGGAAAUUCCGUGAUUGGUGUUAAAAGUUGGAGUGUUCAAUGUGGUUUAGUGCCCGAUAUUCAUGCUCGUGUCUCCAGCCACCGCGAAUGGAUAGUCUCCCUGGCGGAAGCACCAAUUCACCAACUUCCAUGAAAAUCCCUGCAGAUCCAUAAAAUCCCCAGCAUAAGCAUAAAUUAACCUUUUCACAUGAGAGUGUGCGUGUAAUUUUAUCGCAGUGUUUUGGCGAGUCAUUAAAAAUGUCAGCACAG